Messenger RNA from Necator americanus (New World hookworm), 2400 nucleotides. RefSeq lists its product as uncharacterized. Bases 1 to 2400 code for a protein of 799 amino acids. The record is from RefSeq and is a predicted model, not a curated record. NCBI's taxonomy places the organism in Eukaryota, Metazoa, Nematoda, Chromadorea, Rhabditida, Ancylostomatidae. Gene Ontology annotation, molecular function: GTPase activity; RNA polymerase II transcription regulatory region sequence-specific DNA binding; DNA-binding transcription factor activity, RNA polymerase II-specific. Gene Ontology annotation, biological process: regulation of transcription by RNA polymerase II. Gene Ontology annotation, cellular component: nucleus. The transcript has 20 exons.
AUGGUGUCAACUAUGGAUGAAUCCGUCCCUGCAGCGCCAACUCCUGAGAAGUCCACUGACCAUGACGAUCAAAUUCAGAAGCUGAAAGCCGAGAAUCGGUUGGCCGCUGCUUCAGAAGCCGAUGACGAUGGUGACGUCUCGAUGGUGGGAGUAGAGGACAAGGAGAAUGGUGAUUCAAUGUCUUCUCCAACUGUCAAUGCACCAACAACGUUAGAAGACGUCAGUGCUGCAACAACCACAAAUGGUAGCUCCACUCCAAAUGACGUAGAAUGCAUAGAGAUUGACGACGAUACUAAUGGUCCUCCUGCCAAAAAAGCAAAAACCAGUGAUUCCAACGACUCCGACAUCGCUGUAAUAAACGGGAAAGAUGAGAAGUCACCUUCGAAAGAUGAAAAGCCGAAAGAGAAAGAAGCAGAGCUUACCAGUCCUGGAGCGUUGUUGAAUAAGUUGGAGGAAUACGUAUCCGACGCGAUCGAUAACAAAAAGAAUAUCGAUAGGAAGGUUCUGGACGCAUUGUUAGGUGCAAUAAAUGUUCAAGUGCAGAAGGAGCCACUUAGUGUUCGGAAACUCAUCCUCGAUAAACAGCUUGUUUUGCCAAACACUAUAUCCUUUCCUCCGAGUUUGACCGUAGAUAUGCUCAUUGAACAUGAUCCAGAUCAUCCACUUUCCAAGGUUAUAACUCGGAUGUUCGGAGAAGAGCGACCGAAGUUAAAUGAGGCGGAAAAGAGGGAGCGACAAAAUCUGAAGCUCCAUAACAACGCUCCCCACAUGACGAAGUUGCUGCUCGAUAUUGGUCAAGAUCUCGUUCAAGAGUCAACGUAUUGCGACAUAGUGCAUGCUCGUAAUCUUCCAGAAACCCCAAAAAAUAUAGAGACGUACAAGCAGGUUGCAGCUCAGCUCAAGCCUGUAUGGGAAGCUUUGCGGAAAAGGAAUGAACCAUACAAGUUGAAAUUGCUGUCCUGUCAAGUGUGCGGAUUCAGAACAGAGUCUCGAAUAGUUCUACAAGCUCAUCGUUCUACGGUGCAUUUCAAAAAUGGCAAAUACCAGUGCGCCAUGUGCCCUGAGUUCGACACCAACGAGCAGCGGCUCAUCAAUCAUUAUCUUGAAUCUCAUAUGAUAAUAGCGACGAAAGACGAAACACAAGCUAAAUAUCCAUGUCUAAUAUGUGACGAAGACUUCCAAUACAAAGGGCUUCGGGACACUCAUCUACGGACUUGCAAAAAGGAUUAUAGCCGUGUUCGAAAUGUAAUGGGACCAAAGGGGCCUGACGACCAAUUAAUGAUCAAUCGUUGGCUGUGGGAUCGACCUCCUAUUGAUCCAACGAUUCUGCAACAGCAGCAAGCUGCUCAGGCGCAACAGAAACGGAAUCAGUUGGCUCAGGCGCAACAAGCUGUUGCUCAGGCAGCCUUGAGAAGAACAGCGGCAGUACGGGAUGCGCAACAAAAUGCUCUGCAGCAACAACUGCUCCAACAACAGCAACGUAUGCGCCAGGCUGCAGCAAUGAUGCAACAACGUAACAUGUUAGGACAGAAUAGUAACAGCCUUAUUGCAGCGAUGCAACAACACAUCCAACGGGCUAGUCAACAACGUGGAUCUACUGCCGCAGCUACCACUGUUGGCUCACUUGCUGCUGCUACUGCACUAUAUCAGAAGAAUCUCGCUGCAAGUCGCAACGCAUUGCUGGCUAACGCGUCAGCGUUACGGAAAGGGCCAGCGGUAAGUCCUAUGAAUGCUGCUGCUAUGCAGAAGGCAUUUGCGUUGGCAAACGGAGGGAUUUCUAGUGCUGCCGCAUUAGGUGGCGCCAGUUCUACAGCGGGAUCGCACGCUUUAGGCAACUCUACAAAUGCUGGCAAUGGGCCAGGAAUAUGUGAAAUUUGUGACCAAAACAUGGUCGAUAGAGAACGAUAUUUCCAACACCUCCAGUUAAUUCACAAGCAUCUUCGUGAUAAGACGUUGGACGACGUGAAACUGGGAGCUCCUCUCGCUUGCAGCAGAUGCCGCGAAAGAUUUUGGACGUAUGAAGGCCUUGAACGUCAUCUUGUAAUGGCUCAUGGCCUUGUCACUGCUGAUUUACUAACGAAGGCUCAAAAUAAGUUGGACGGUGGUCGAUGCAAACUAUGUGCAAAGCAAUACGCCUUUAACAUGUUACAACAUCUAGUCGCUGACCACCAUAUCAAGUUGUGCUCGGCAGAAAUUAUGUACUCUUGUGAUGUGUGCUCUUUCAAAUGCAGCAGUUAUACAACAUUAGAAAGCCAUUUGAAUGCGAACCAUCCGAAAGGAAUGGCGGAUAAAAGUGCUCUAGUUCCACCAUCCGCUGAAUCUGCGUCCGCUUCAAAUGGUACCUCCAAGGAUAAGGACGCGACGAAGUCGACAGAUGACGACUGCAUCACGCUGGAGUAA